AUGUCGCUCCACGUCCAAGUCUUUACUGACAUACCCUACACGUCUUCGUCUACUCGCGACGCCCUGCGCGAGUUCGAUUUGUACUUGCCGCAGACGACCACCGUUCAGCUACCCCUUGUCUGCUACAUCCACGGCGGCGCAUGGCGAUCAGGUGACAAAACCAAUCACAGUGCUCUAGCGCAACGCUUGGCAUUGUCUCUUGGCUUUCCAGUCGCAGUCCCGAAUUAUCGGCUUACCCCCGCAACACCAACGCCAGAAUCCCACUUUCGUCAUCCUAAGCAUGCCGAAGACCUUCUUGAAUUCCUCGAAUUCCUUAUGACGUGGGCCGGGCCCAAAGAUGUUGUUGGUCGCGCCUUUGACCCACAAACCCUGUUCCUACUGGGCCACAGUUGCAGCGCGCACAUGCUGGCUUCCAUAUUUCUGGACUCAUCAGCAACAUCUCCUACCUUGACCCCAUCCCCAUCUUUGCUCGCCUCGGUUAAGGGAAUUGCCGUAUCCGAAGGCAUCUAUAAUAUCGACAGCCUCCUCCUUCGCUUCCCCAAAUACCGUGAAUGGUUUAUCGAGAAUGCUUUUGGCAAACACGAGACCUAUGCCCAGUUUGACGUUUCUAGGUAUCCACUGAGAUCACCUGCGAUAUUUUGGCUUGUAUUGCACUCGAAAGAAGACACUCUCGUUGAUGAGUCCCAGAGCGAAGGGAUGUACAGACAUCUCCACAACCUGUAUGGCGAAGAUAAGGAAUGCAUCUCAUUCAACGCCGACGCGCUGAAAGGAGAGCAUGACGGCAUUUUUAGCGGAGAUGAAUACCCCACAGUGAUUGGAGAGUUUGUGAGCCAUGUUCUCGGAAUUAUACAUGGUUGA
Messenger RNA from Laccaria bicolor S238N-H82, 858 nucleotides. RefSeq lists its product as uncharacterized. The coding region runs from base 1 to 858 and encodes 285 amino acids. NCBI's taxonomy places the organism in Eukaryota, Fungi, Basidiomycota, Agaricomycetes, Agaricales, Hydnangiaceae. The record is from RefSeq and is a predicted model, not a curated record. The transcript has 2 exons.